Messenger RNA from Salmo salar (Atlantic salmon), 3227 nucleotides. Its product is annotated as SKI family transcriptional corepressor 1 homolog-B. Lineage: Eukaryota; Metazoa; Chordata; Actinopteri; Salmoniformes; Salmonidae. Gene Ontology annotation, biological process: negative regulation of BMP signaling pathway; negative regulation of transcription by RNA polymerase II. Gene Ontology annotation, molecular function: RNA polymerase II cis-regulatory region sequence-specific DNA binding; DNA-binding transcription factor activity, RNA polymerase II-specific; SMAD binding. Gene Ontology annotation, cellular component: cytoplasm; transcription regulator complex; nucleus. The record is from RefSeq and is a predicted model, not a curated record.
GCGAGUCUGGCUCGAGUGAGCGCAGUCAGCGGCAGGUACAUAAUUAUUGGAGAAACCUUCCAGUAGAAUUGAAUGUUAUGUUGCUGAAACAACGGGAAUAUACGGAGUGAAUGUUGCUCUUUGUGUAAUUAGACUACCACAGUGUAUAGCUGGUUAACUGUCGCUGGCACAAAGAAGGACUGUUUGUUUUUCCACUGUCCAAAAAGGCUUCCAGUAAUGGAGUCUAAUCCUACUCAGUUACCUGUGGAACGGGACUCCAGCCGCUCUCCACCGAGCUCCAAACAGGACCUCCCAACAUUCAACCCCAACCUGAAACCCAACCAGGUCAGCGAGACAGCCCUGUAUGGAAUCCCCAUAGUGUGCCUGGUGCUGGACGGCCAGGAGAGACUGUGUCUGGCCCAGAUCUCUAACACCCUGCUGAAGAAUUACAGCUAUAACGAAAUCCACAACCGGCGUGUGGCUCUGGGCAUCACCUGCGUGCAAUGCACCCCGGUCCAGCUGGAGAUCCUGAGGCGUGCUGGCGCCAUGCCCAUCUCCUCGAGGCGCUGUGGGAUGAUUACAAAGCGAGAAGCAGAGAGGCUUUGUAAAUCGUUUAUCGGUGCUCACAACCCUCCAAAACUACCGGAGAAUUUCGCGUUUGAUGUUUCCCACGAGUGCACGUGGGGGAGCCGCGGUAACUUUAUACCAGCUAGAUACAACAGCUCUCGAGCCAAGUGCAUCAAGUGCUCCUUCUGCAAUAUGUAUUUUUCUCCCAAUAAGUUCAUAUUUCACUCUCACCGAACACCAGAAUCCAAGUAUACCCAACCAGACGCUGCUAACUUUAACUCCUGGAGGAGACACCUCAAACUGACCGACAAGGGCUCGCCGGAUGAUUUAGCUCAUGCGUGGGAGGACGUCAAAGCCAUGUUCAACGGGGGCAGCCGGAAGAGGACGCUGCCAAUGCACCGCCACGGGCCCGAACGUUCCUCUCCGUUAAAACCUCACCAAGGACCUUCCAACCUGACCCGGAGAGACUCACCGGAGAUACCCCCUAAAAUCCUCCGCUGCGAGGAUAACCGGGGAGGUAUGGGGAGUAUGGCGUGUAUCACGCGCAGCUAUCCCAUUAUUCCGGUGCCCAGCAAAAGCUACGGGAUACUGCAGAACGUGAAGAUCCCUCCACCUCUCUUCCCACACCCAUACGGGUUUCCGGCCUUCGGGUUGUGUCAGAAGAAGGAUGAAAGUGGUGUGAUGGGGGAGUCGAAUAAAGCCCACCUCUCUGGGGUCUUCUCCUGGCCGCGUCCCAAGGACAGCGCCUACCACUCUUUCCCCAUGUUCUGGCCUACUGCAGACGGCCUGCCCAUACCGUCCUUCCCCCAGCCCCAGCCACAGCACCAGGCCCAGCCACAGCACCAGGCCCAGCCCAAACAGCCAUCGGAGGUGCUGUGCUCCAGACAGAGUGAGCUGGACGCAUCCGAGCAGGGAGAAAGAAAUAGCAACACACCAAAGGACAGCCUGGGGGAUAAUGAGCGGUGCUCCAGCACUCAGUCCACCCGGAAUGAGGAUGACAAAUCCGGGGAUGAAGCGAGGUUAAUGGACGGUAAAAUGCCCGUUCUACCCCGGAAGAUUAGCUAUGUCUCCGCAUUCAGACCCGUCAUCAAAGACGCGGAGAGUAUAGCCAAACUGUACGGUAACCGGGGGAAGUACAACGGGGCUCGAGCUGGGUAUCUGUCUCCCGAUUUCCUGAGCGAGAGCUCGAGCUACAGGUCCUUGUCGCCAGACAGCGUGGAAAGCGUUGGCGAGACAGAUGUGGACGUGGAGACCAAUAAGUCACAAGAGGACGAGGAGUCACUUCCGCACUCCAUUGAGGACAGCAGGAGCCCUCCUGUCCCCGUCCUAAGCCCGACGCGCGGUGCCGGUUCACCAAACGGCCUAGAAUCCAUCCCUAAGUCAGAGCAGGCCGCUGUGGUCGACUCACAGAGAAUAAACCUACCUAUACAGGUGGUGAGGUCUUCAAAUAGAGAUAGACAGGGCAAACAGCUUCCGGACUGCAAUAAGACCACGUCUUUUGAUGAAGUGUAUUCGCCGGACAGGAGCAGCCCAUAUGCUUUUGGUUCAGCAACGAAUUACCAGACAGACAAUGUGGAAUCGAAAGAUGACUGUGCCAGUAGAGAGGAGCCAUCUUCCACAGUGAAGGAGGUUGAAACGAAGCCGUAUAACGACCCAAGCAGGGAGGGGGGCCCGAGACAAGCACUGAACGAGGAGGACGAAUUGCAGAAACAACUCAUGGAGCAAGUGGAGCUGAGGAAGAAACUGGAACGAGAAUUCCAACAUUUAAAAGAUAAUUUCAAUCAUCAGAUGAAAAGGGAGCUGUCCUACAGGGAGGAGAUGGUCCAGCAGCUUCAUAUUGUCAGAGAAGCUCACGACGCGCUACACCAAUUCUCCUGUAAGAUGCUGACUCCUCGUCCCUGCAAUGGAACCUGCUCCUUCAAACCUCCUCUUCUACCACCCUAGUCCCUUCCCACAGUCCGCCGUGGAGCCCCGUCAGUCUGGAAAGCAAGACUACUACCACCCUGAAGACUAGGCGUACAGUAUCCAAAAUACUAGGCAGGGUCUGAGUUAGGGUAGACAAUUUAACACUAGAGAGACAGGGUCUGAGUUAGGGUAGACAAUUUAACACUAGAGAGACAGGGUCUGAGUUAGGGUAGACAAUUUAACACUAGAGGGACAGGGUCUGAGUUAGGGUAGACAAUUCCCAGUAACUUUUCAAAAGUUCUCCCAGAAAUCCUGGUUGAAAGAUUCCUAGAAGGAAUAAGCAGGAAACCUGGAAUUCUCCAACCAGCAUUUCUGGGAAAACUGGUAAUUUUGGGAAAGUUACCAGAAUUUUGCAAACCUUGUCUGAGAAAUGAAAUGUGAUCAGCAUUUUAGAUCAUAAUACAUAAUAUUAUAUAGACAUGGAGGACCUGAUUCGAGAUCAGCACUGCUACUCUGAGCGGCUUUAUGAAUCCGUCCCUGGCCUCUAUCAAAUGACCACAUCAUUGUACCAGAGCAAUGCUUUGGUGUGAGGGAAACCUAGAGCUGUCAUUAGCCACUGCAUUAAUGAUAUUAACUGUAACAUAUGAGAGAAUGCGUCUUCACACUCCCUGUAUAAUUUAUAUAAAGUUAUAAAGUACCACGUGAAAAAUAUUAUAUGUUUAAUUGAAAAUAUGACCAUAACUUUUAUAAAUCAGUCAAAAGUUUGGACACACCUA